Molecule: messenger RNA, 1026 nt
Organism: Camellia sinensis
Lineage: Eukaryota; Viridiplantae; Streptophyta; Magnoliopsida; Ericales; Theaceae
Source: RefSeq, a predicted model, not a curated record
AUGCCACCACCAAUAGUGCAAGAUCACCAAGUUGAAGAUCGAACAAUUGCACUGAUGAAAGAGUUUAAAAAGAUGAAACUGCCAUUGUUCAUAGGAGGAAUUGACCCACUCAAAGAAGAGGCAUGGGUGCUUGGCAUUGAAAAACUAUUUGAAGUCUUUCCGUGUACUGAGGCACAAAAAGUCCUACUUGCUGCUUUUACACUAGAGGAUGAAGCGUGCAGAUGGAAUGUGUCAGAGUUUGAAAACUUGAAGCAAGGAAAUAAAACUGUAGUAGAGUAUGAAACACAAUUCACUAAACUAGCCUGUUUCGCACCGCACAUGGUUGAUACGGACUAUAAAAAGGUAAAGAAAUUUGAGGGAGGACUCCGGUAUCCCAUUCUAGAGAAGAUUGAUGUUUUGAAGCUGCCAAAAUAUGUUAAUGUAUUGGAUAGGGCCCUAAUGUCUGAAACUAACAUGGCUAACUGCAACCAUACUUCUGGUUCUAUUCGCGAUUCAGCACCAACUUGCCCAGAGUGUGGAAAGAAACAUCGGGGAGUUUGCUACCGAACAACCGGGGCUUGUUUUAAGUGUGGGAAAACGGGUCAUGUGGUGAAGAAUUGUCCUUUGAUUGAACAACAAAAUGUGAACAGGCCAACUGCUAGUUCAACCAGUUCCACUCCUACAACGAAGGCUACUGCGAAACCUGCUACUACUGGAGACAAUGUUAGGCAAGGAAGAGUCUUUGCCCUAAUUCCAGGCGACACUAAAAAUAUAGAGGCUGUAGUCUCAGGUACACUCUUCAUUAAUGGUCAACCUACUCAUGUGUUACUUGAUUCGAGUUCCACCCAUUCAUUUGUUUCAAAAGCAUUUGCUAGUAAUUUGAAUCGACCUUUGGAACCAUUGGAUUACAUGUGUGUGUCUUUGCCAUCUGGGGGUUCUAUGUUAUGUGCUUUUAUUUAUAAUGCAUAUGAGAUUCUAAUUGAGGAUAUUCAAUUAUAUGUUAAUUUGAUGCCUCUUGAUAUGGAUCAUUUUGACAUAAUUCUUUGA